Molecule: messenger RNA, 1117 nt
Organism: Aspergillus heteromorphus CBS 117.55
Lineage: Eukaryota; Fungi; Ascomycota; Eurotiomycetes; Eurotiales; Aspergillaceae
Product: DODA-type extradiol aromatic ring-opening family dioxygenase
Exons: 3
Coding region: 44-1051 (335 amino acids)
Molecular function (GO): ferrous iron binding; zinc ion binding; oxidoreductase activity, acting on single donors with incorporation of molecular oxygen
Source: RefSeq, a predicted model, not a curated record
CCUCACCUCCACCAGAUAGCCCACCCAAACCACCCCUCUCAAAAUGGGCCUCACGCCAGUCCACUUCUUCUCGCACGGCUCGCCGAUGAUGCUCUGCCAGACAACAGCAUCUUCGGAAUACUGGCGGAAAUGCGGAGAAGAGGCACUAGCGCAGAAGGUGAAGGGGAUAGUGAUGAUGAGCUCCCACUGGACAACCUCCACCCCCUCAAUCCACAUCUCCACCAACCCCUCCCCCAACCUCAUCCCCAUCCCCUUCCUCCCCCGCGACACCUACACCUCCCUCCCCUCCCAAAUCCCCACCGACCUCCCAACCGCCCACCGCAUCAUCGCCCUCCUCUCCGCCGCCAACAUCCCCACCACCCCCGACCCAACCUACAACUACCAGGUUGACGUCUACAUCCCCCUACUGCACAUGUUCCCAAUCCCAACCACCAUCCCCCCCGUCACCAUCCUCUCCACCCCCAUCACCCCCACCUCACCCCAUUUCCACCUCCUCACCGGCCAAGCCCUCCGUCUCCUUCGCCAAGAGAACUACCUCCUCCUCAGCACCGGCGGCACCGUGCACAACCUCUACCGGAACCGCUGGAUGUCGCUGCUGCGGUACCGCGACUCGUUGGCUCAGGAGACGCCGCCGGAAGGGUGGGCGUUGGAGUUUAGGGGGGCGGUGGAGGAUGUUUUUACGAGGAAUAUCGAUUUUACCGAGGUUUAUGAUUGUACCAACAAGAAGAAUGAUGAUGAUGAUAAUGCUGGCAUGUGGAAGUCAGGGACGGGAAGAGGGAGAAGCGCAGGCUUAGCAGGAAGGGUGAUGCGGUUGAUGAAACACCCCCGGUUCAGGGAGGCGCAUGCGACGGAUGAGCAUUUCUUGCCGGUGGUGUGGGGGGCGGGGGCUGUGGGGGGAUUCUUUGGAGAUGGAGAUGGCAUAGACGGGGAGGGAGAUAGGAAUCGCAAGGAUACAGAAAAGAGAGAGAGAGAGAAGGCCGUGUUGGGCGCCGAGACGUGGGAGUUGGGUAAUAUGGCGAAUUUGCAGUUUACGGUUGGGAGGUGGGGAUGAAUUUUAUCUAUCAUCAUCUAUCUAAGUGUUUGUUUGGAUAUAUUUACUUGAGUAAUAUGAUGUGAU